This is a messenger RNA of Exserohilum turcica Et28A, 1443 nucleotides long. RefSeq lists its product as uncharacterized. The record is from RefSeq and is a predicted model, not a curated record. Bases 1 to 1443 code for a protein of 480 amino acids. The transcript is spliced from 4 exons. Gene Ontology annotation, biological process: peptidyl-lysine monomethylation. Lineage: Eukaryota; Fungi; Ascomycota; Dothideomycetes; Pleosporales; Pleosporaceae. Gene Ontology annotation, cellular component: nucleus. Gene Ontology annotation, molecular function: protein-lysine N-methyltransferase activity; protein binding.
AUGGAUCAUUUCCAAGGCCUCACCACCCGAUUUCUCGCCUGGUUCAAGGACUCGGGCGGCGUCUUCCGCGAUGAUCUACUAGAAAUUCGAGACUUGAGAUCCAAAGGUUCCGGUCGCGGCAUCAUUGCAAAGCAGGACAUUGCCGAGGACACCCCGCUGUUUUCGAUACCAAGGGACAUCAUCAUCAACGCGCAAACGUCCCAGCUAACGCAGAAACUCCCUGAAAUCUUCCAAGACCCCCUGGAAGACGGGGACGAAGAAAACGAAGUGGAACCCUUGGGCUCAUGGGGCACACUCAUUCUUGUCUUGAUAUACGAGCACCUGCAUGGCGAUGCUUCGCCAUGGAAGCCCUACCUUGAUAUACUGCCGCAGACUUUUGAAACACCGAUUUUCUGGUCAGAGGUAGAACUGAAAGAGCUUGAGGGAACAGCGUUAACCCAGGAGAAGAUUGGAAAGGAAGAGAGUGAUCAAAUGCUACGUUCGCGCAUCCUGCCCAUUGUCGUGAAACAUCGGAAUGUCUUCUAUCCCAAAGGCGCGCCUGAGCUCAACCAAGAAGAGUUACUUUCACUCGCACAUCGCAUGGGCAGUACCAUCAUGUCAUACGCUUUUGAUCUCGAGGGCGAAGACGAGCAGUCUGAAGAGGACGACGAUGAUGGUUGGCUCGAGGAUCGAGAGGGCAAGACCCUGUUAGGCAUGGUGCCCAUGGCGGACAUGCUCAACGCGAAUGCCGAGUUCAAUGCUCACCUAAGCCAUGGUGACCAGCUCGAGGUUACUUCACUUCGUGAGAGUAUCCCUACUGGAUCAGAGAUUCUGAACUACUAUGGACCUCUGCCAUCAUCCGACUUACUGCGACGAUAUGGCUACGUGACCGCUGAGCACAGUCGGUAUGAUGUUGUUGAGCUUCCUUGGAGUAUGGUUCGGGAAGCACUCGGCAAGGAACUUCAACUAUCCCAAAAUCUCAUUCAAAAGAUUGAGACAGAAACUGAAUCGCAACCAGAAGUGGAUUUGGAAGAUGUCUUCGUCAUUGAACGCGACUCCGGAGAGCCAUCGCCCUAUGGCAUGUUCACGCAACCAGCAAUGCUACGCGAGGUAUCACCUGAACUUGAAGAACAGGUAAUGCUUUUCCUGAAAAUUUUCAAAAAGCUCAACGGCAAGACAAAGCUAGAGUUGAAGAGAACACGAGGUGACGACAUCUACAACGCCGUGGUGAACAAGGUCUUGAGGGCUAGAUUGGCGCAGUAUCCCCAUUCGAUUGAGCAAGAUGAACAGCUGUUGAGCCGAAAUGAUCUUACAAGAAGACAUCGCAUGGCAAUCCAAGUGAGGCUGGGCGAAAAGCGACUGUUGCAAGAGGCACUGGCCUUGGUUCCGAAUGACGAGGAAAUUGCGCAAGAGAAUGAAGGAAGAACAACAAAGAAGCCAAGGCGCACAUCUCCAAUUGCAUAG